AUGCCUCCAUCCAAAGAGCAGUCCGAGUACCAUUUCAUCGGGAGCUUCACCCGAUACUCCAGCUGGACAGCUCGUGUUGAGACCGUCCUGGAGUACUUCCAGCUCCCCUACACGGCGCAGAUCGUCCCCCUCAGCCAGGUCCGCACGGUCUCCCACUCGGGCCUCGUCCCUCUGCUGGAAAGCCGCUCUCUAAGCCCAACUCUCCGCAUCAACGACUCCCUCGCCAUCUGCGAGUUCCUCGCCGAGUCCAACCCACAGCUGAAUCUAUGGCCGCAGGACCGAGUCCUCAGGGCCAUGGCGCGCAGCGCAGCCGCCGAGAUGCACUCAGGAUUCUCGACUCUGCGGAACACCUACCACACAAACUUUGUGGCGCGGUACCAGGGGAAUAUCCCCGUGUCGGAGGCUGCGAGGAAGGAGAUCCGGCGCUUGUUCACAAUCUGGGACGAGGCGCGGCAGGCGGCGAGGACUCGGCUUGCGGAGGCUGGGGUGCAGGAUGAGGGGUUUCUCUUCGGGGCGUUUAGUAUUGCGGAUGCGUUCUUCUGGCCGGUGUUGUGGCGCUUCCGCUCGUACGAUCUUCCUCUGGACGGCGCCAGCGCUGAUGUUCUGAAGUGGAUGCAGACGAUGUGGAGUGAUCCUGCCCUGCAGAAACUGGUGCAUAGCUACUACCGCCAGGCAGAGCUACCUGAGAGUCAUAUUGAGCACUACGAGAACAUCUUCCGCGAUCGAGAUGAUAUCCAAUAUGGACGGUUUCCGGAGGAUUGGACGUUUAGCAUUCCUGACAAGUCAUAG
Molecule: messenger RNA, 789 nt
Organism: Aspergillus clavatus NRRL 1
Lineage: Eukaryota; Fungi; Ascomycota; Eurotiomycetes; Eurotiales; Aspergillaceae
Product: glutathione S-transferase
Exons: 4
Coding region: 1-789 (262 amino acids)
Biological process (GO): glutathione metabolic process; L-phenylalanine catabolic process
Molecular function (GO): glutathione transferase activity; maleylacetoacetate isomerase activity
Source: RefSeq, a predicted model, not a curated record